UCCAAAAUGACGGUCAAAGCUGUAAAAAUGCCGUGCACCUCUGCAAACGUUUAUACUAAAGUGCCUGACGGAGGAUGGGGCUGGACAGUGGCUUCUGCAUUCUUUGUGGUGGAAGCCCUGACAUAUGGUAUCAUCAAGUCAUUUGGAGUCUUCUUUAACGACCUGAUGGAAAGCUUUGACGAAACCAACAGCAGAAUAUCCUGGAUAAUAUCCAUAUGUGUGUUUGUACAGGCCUUCACAGCUCCAUUGUCCGCUGUCCUCAGCAACCGCUUCGGCCACCGCUUGGUGGUGAUGGCUGGAGGGGUACUGGUCAGCACUGGCAUGGUCAUUGCCUCCUUCGCCCGCACUGUCGUGGACAUGUAUGUCACCAUUGGCAUCAUCUCUGGCCUUGGAUACUGCCUCUCCUUCCUCCCGACUGUCACCAUUUUGUCACAGUAUUUUGACAAAAGGCGUUCGCUGGUCACAGCGGUGGCAUCUACAGGGGAAUGUUUCGCUGUCUUCUCCUUCGCACCAGCAAUCACAGCUCUGAAGGAGCAGAUUGGCUGGAGGUACAGCCUGCUUUCUGUCGGGGUGCUGCAGCUGGGCAUCGUGACCUGCGGGUCACUGCUGCGACCCAUCAUCAUCAAAGAGCAGGAAGAAGUGAAAGCACAACCUCCAGAGGAGUCCACAGAGACAAAAUACAUGCUUGAAAACGAGCAAACCUGCACCUCAAUAGAGUCCAUAGACUCAGGAGUCGAAAUAACUACCUCACCCAGCAAUGUGCCUGGAAAAACCAAAGCAGAGCCGAAAAGUGACGAACCAAAGCAACACGGACAGAUUCCUGUUGACAAUAACAGCGCCCUUCCAGCACCAAAAACCAAACUACUGGACUUCUCUGUGUUGAGAGACUGUAGCUUUAUCUGUUAUGCAUUCUUUGGCCUGUUCGCAACUCUGGGCUUCUUGGCUCCAUCCCUCUACAUCAUUCCCCUGAGUCUCAGCCUCGGCAUCGACAAAGACCACUCUGCCUACAUCCUGUCAGCCAUGGCCAUCGCGGAAGUCUUCGGAAGAGUCUUUGCUGGUUGGGUCCUCAACAAGAAGCCCAUCCGCAAGAUCUACAUCGAACUCAUCUGUGUCAUCCUGCUGUCCAUAGCACUGUUAGCCUUCCCUUUAGCCUUUGAGUUCUGGGGCUUGAUGACAUGUAGCAUCUAUUUUGGGUUCAUGCUCGGCACGGUAGCGGGCACACAUAUUCCCCUCCUGGCAGAAGACGAUGUGGUUGGCAUCGAAAAGAUGUCUUCUGCAGCUGGAGUCUAUAUCUUCAUUCAAAGCUUAGCUGGGUUGGCUGGACCACCCCUUGCAGGUGUCUUAGUGGAUACAACAAAGAACUACAGCUCAGCCUUCUACUCCUGUGCUGCUGGCAUGGUCCUGGGGGCUGUGUUUCUGGCCCUGGUGAGGCCGUGCAAGACUGGGCUGUGCCGCCACCACCACCAGCAGCAGCAGCAGCAGCAGUGUGUGGAGGAGAACGUGGCAGGGCCUGCACCAGAAUUACCAGAUGACUUUAUUGACAUGGAUAUUGGUAAAGCAGAAAAUUCAUGCAAAGGCUGUGAUAACAUGAUAUAA
Molecule: messenger RNA, 1596 nt
Organism: Acanthisitta chloris (rifleman)
Lineage: Eukaryota; Metazoa; Chordata; Aves; Passeriformes; Acanthisittidae
Gene: SLC16A6
Product: solute carrier family 16, member 6
Exons: 5
Coding region: 7-1596 (529 amino acids)
Biological process (GO): transmembrane transport; monocarboxylic acid transport
Molecular function (GO): monocarboxylic acid transmembrane transporter activity
Source: RefSeq, a predicted model, not a curated record